Molecule: messenger RNA, 1713 nt
Organism: Salvia miltiorrhiza (redroot sage)
Lineage: Eukaryota; Viridiplantae; Streptophyta; Magnoliopsida; Lamiales; Lamiaceae
Product: cytoplasmic 60S subunit biogenesis factor REI1 homolog 1-like
Exons: 5
Coding region: 213-1445 (410 amino acids)
Biological process (GO): ribosomal large subunit biogenesis
Cellular component (GO): preribosome, large subunit precursor
Molecular function (GO): zinc ion binding; nucleic acid binding
Source: RefSeq, a predicted model, not a curated record
UAAAUUACAGAAAUGACCAAAACGACGGCACUUCGUCUCAGAACGCCUAUCGCAAGCGCAUACGACACCGUAGAUUUUCCACUAUAAAUACAGAUCUGCAAAGAAAUUUAAAAGCGGCUGCUGAAGAAACCCUUCACUCAAAAAAUAACCUCAAUUUGAUUAUAUCACAGCAAUUAUAAUCACAGAAAAGGGGAAAAGAGGAGAGGAAGGAGAUGCCGGGAUUAACGUGCAACGCUUGCAACAAAGAAUUCGCAGAUGAUGUUGAACAAAAGCUCCAUUACAAAUCCGAGUGGCACCGCUACAAUCUCAAACGCAAGGUUGCUGGUGUACCAGGAGUGACUGAAACACUCUUCCAAGCUAGACAAUCUGCACUUGCUGAUGAGAAAAAGAAGCUGAAUGAGACUCCCAUGCUUUACAGUUGUGGCCUUUGUGGCAAGGGGUAUAGAAGUUUGAAAGCCCAUGAACAACACCUGAAGUCUAAAAGUCACUUAAUAAGGGCUUCUGAAGCAACAGGCAACAUAGAUGAAGGGAGUACGAUUAUCAAACCUCUUACACGCCGUGCGCCGAAGGAACCUCUGCAUCAUGUGAUGGAGGAAGAUGAAGAAAGUGAGGAGAGUGACUGGGAAGAGGUUGAUCCUAAUGAAGAUUUACUUGGUGAAGCCAGUGACUCUUUGAAACAAUUACAAGUUAACGAGGGUACUUCUAAUGAUGAUAUGGAUGAAGAUGAGGAUGGUGAUGAUUUUGAAGUUUUGGACCCGUCUUGUUGCUUUAUGUGUGAUCUGGAGCAUGAUACAUUAGAGAGCUGUAUGGUACACAUGCACAAGAAGCAUGGGUUCUUCAUUCCAGAUAUCGAGUAUCUGAAGGAUCCUAAAGGUCUUCUCACAUAUCUGGGCCUCAAGGUUAAACGAGAUUUCCUGUGUUUGUACUGCAAUGAGAGAUGUCACCCUUUCAGUAGUUUGGAGGCAGUUCGGAAGCAUAUGGAGGCAAAAAAUCACUGCAAAGUGCACUAUGGCGAUGGAAGUGAAGACGAGGAAGCAGAGCUUGAAGAUUUUUAUGAUUACAGCAGCAGUUAUGAUGGCACGGAUGGAAACCAACUGGUUGCCGUUGGUGACAUGGAGAAUGCUGUUGCACUUGGUAGUGGUGGUUCUGAGCUUGUCAUCACCAGGCGCAAUAACGGUGCAACAACGACGAAAAUGCUUGGAUCUAGGGACUAUUUGAAAUACUAUCGCCAGAAACAUCGUCCCACAGCCUUACACAGUGAGAUCACCGCUGCAUUAGCUGCUAGGUACAAGAGCAUGGGCCUUGCAACUGUGCAGUCAAGAGAGCACGUAGUCCGGAUGAAAGUAAUGAAGGCGAUGAACUCGUCUGGUGUUGAGGCGAUGCGCUCUAAAAUGGGUAUGAAGAGUAAUGUCAUUCGCAACCUCCCCAAGAACUGCACGUAUUAGUCCUUGCGCCCACCUGCUAUCGUUACAGCAGUGUUUCAUAUGGCUACAUUUCCCCCCCUUGUUAUCCUCCAUGGAAGAAGUGGAUGGGGGAGAGAGGAGUUCACAUGAUGUUAACAGACAUAUCUGAAAAUUUUUAGAUCCAGUAAUUUUUUUGCAGUAUUAAAGAUACUAAAAUAUUGUAUGUUUUUGGUUGUGCGGUAUACGGCUCAAUUGUGACUGGAAUCUUAUUUCUGUUUUGGCUUGUUGAAAUAUUGAGUUUUCCAUAUCC